Messenger RNA from Fulvia fulva, 150 nucleotides. RefSeq lists its product as uncharacterized. The coding region runs from base 1 to 150 and encodes 49 amino acids. The transcript is spliced from 2 exons. NCBI's taxonomy places the organism in Eukaryota, Fungi, Ascomycota, Dothideomycetes, Mycosphaerellales, Mycosphaerellaceae. The record is from RefSeq and is a predicted model, not a curated record.
AUGGUACUUUUGGUUGCUUCGCAAAGGAGUAACGCAUCGACGCGAUCGAGCAAAGCGCAGAGUAACACUUGCAGCUGUUGGUCAGAUCUCGGAGCAGUCAUCGGUGACGUUCAGAACCAGACCCGGACCUUACCGCUAGGUGCGAUGUAG